AUGAGCGCACUUGAUUUUGCUUCCAUCCUCGAUUUUCUGGAAACGGCCAACUUGACAGAGAUCAACUGGACGUGCAACAACAGUGAUUGCAUCACGGUUGAUGCGACAACAUGCCCCGGUAUGCUCAACAAAAGUGCCCUGCUGUACACCCUGUCCUUCUUCUACAUUUUCAUCUUUGUCAUAGGGCUGGUGGCCAACUCAGUUGUGGUAUGGGUCAACCUCCAAGCCAAAAUGACCGGCUAUGAAACCCACCUCUACAUCUUUAAUUUGGCUAUUGCCGAUCUGUGCGUCGUCAUCACCCUUCCGGUCAGCAUCUUCUUCCUGGCAUGCAUGAGUGUGGACCGCUACCUCUCAGUUGCCUAUUUCACCAAUUCCAGCAAUCGCAAGAAGAAGAUAAUCCGCCGCUGCAUCUGCAUCUUAGUAUGGCUCCUUGCCUUCUCUGCGUCUCUCCCAGACACCUAUUAUCUCAAGACUGUCUCUUCCAACAAUGAAACCUAUUGCCGUCCUGUCUACCCAGAGGAGAGCUUCAAAGAGUGGUUGAUUGGCAUGGAGCUCAUCUCUGUUGUGCUGGGUUUUCUUAUCCCUUUUCCCAUUAUUGCUCUCUUCUAUUUCCUCCUUGCGAAGACCAUCUCCGCCUCCAGUGAUCAAGAGAGGAAGAGCAAUGGGAAGAUAAUUUUCUCCUACGUUGUUGUAUUUCUCGUCUGCUGGCUACCCUACCACGUAGCUGUCCUGCUUGACAUCUUCUAUAGCCUCCAUUUCAUACCUUUCAGUUGUCAGAUGGAGAACUUCUUGUAUGCCACUCUUCACAUCACUCAGUGUUUCUCUCUAGUCCAUUGCUGCGUCAACCCCAUCCUGUACAGCUUCAUUAACCGCAACUACAGAUAUGAGCUCAUGAAAGCCUUUAUUUUCAAGUACUCUGCCAAAACUGGUCUCACUAAACUUAUUGAUGCUUCCAGAGUGUCGGAAGCAGAGUACUCUGCUCUGGAGCAAAAUGCCAAAUGA
Molecule: messenger RNA, 1002 nt
Organism: Nipponia nippon (crested ibis)
Lineage: Eukaryota; Metazoa; Chordata; Aves; Pelecaniformes; Threskiornithidae
Source: RefSeq, a predicted model, not a curated record